Gadus macrocephalus (Pacific cod) is the source of this 1432-nucleotide messenger RNA. It is a transcript of the gene rgcc, whose product is annotated as regulator of cell cycle. The transcript has 5 exons. Gene Ontology annotation, biological process: regulation of cell cycle. NCBI's taxonomy places the organism in Eukaryota, Metazoa, Chordata, Actinopteri, Gadiformes, Gadidae. The record is from RefSeq and is a predicted model, not a curated record. The coding region runs from base 133 to 519 and encodes 128 amino acids.
CGCGGGACACUUCAGAUCAGGACAGGAGUAGCGACACUAACCAGGUAGCGCAAGAAAGACCAAGUGGAUCCUAUAAAACCUUCUUCCUUUGGACCGGAUAAUCCAGCAUCCUUAUCCCAUCAACGAGGAACCAUGAAGUCUCCAAAAUUGAAUUCUCAGGUCAAAUCGACUUUUGUGGACGAGGAAGACCUUAAUGACGUGCUCUGUGAGUUCGACGCGGUGAUGGAGGACUUCUCGUCGCCGCUGGAGAAGCGUCACUUCAGAUACGACGAGCACCUGAAGACCAUGAAGAGACGCAGCAGCGCCAGCGUCAGUGACAGCGGCUUCAGCGACUCAGAAAGUGCAGAGUCACUGAACAGAAACAGCCUCAGCUUCAGCGAUGAGAGACUUAAUUCCCCCACUGUGAUGUCACCUGCCACGAGCUCACCUCCCCUCUUGUCACCCAAAGCCAAACUGGGCGACACCAAAGAACUGGAGGAUUUCAUCGCCGACCUCGACAAGACAUUAGCGAGCAUGUGAUGAGGGGACACCGUGGACACCCUCCUGGAGUGUAGCCAUGGAGAGGCGAUGGAGGAAGUCAGAACCUACCUCCCCCUCCACACUCUCUCUCUCUUCCCCGCUCUCUGAUCCUCAACCACGGCCGAAUACAGCCGGACGCGCCAGGCGAUUCAACAUCAGGACCCUAUUCUCUCCAACCCCCCCCCCCCCUCAUCACCUGCCAUUGCUUGGCUACAGCCAUCCCCCGGGGAGGUCCAGGUCUGCCACCGGGCUACCGUUGGCUGCGCUAUGUCGGCCCGGGACAGGAUCCAACAUGAAACGACGCAGGGGUAAAUUAGGAAUUUCCAUGGAAUUUCAGAGCAGCGCAGCCUUUGGCUCAACGGACACACAGCAUGGAGGCUCGGAGAGGACGGGCCAAACACCCCGGUCCCAGUCCGGCCCGGUCCCGCGCAGGAGAGGAAUUAGAAACUUUAACUGUUGGAAUCUCGGCUUUCCCCGCCAGGAAAGAAGUCAAGCUUCACUCCUUUAUUUCUCCUAAACUUUAAACUCCUAAAGUUUUAAGAGUAUUUAAUAGCGGCUUUUUUUCUUUUACAAAAGGAAAGAAAUAUAUUUGUAAAUGUAUAGAGUUGGAUAUUGUAUAUUUAUCCGUCAGAAUUAUUUUAUGUUGGUGAAAUAUAUUUUUGUAUUUUAUGUACAUAAUAACUGUUUUAAAGUCUAUUUGCCUUGAUAAAAAGUAAGGUGGGCGUCUUGGGUCUGAUUGGCAUUUGUAACACCAAUUGACUGGAGUGAAGCUAAUUUUAAUAUUUUCUUACAAAUGUCAACUGGAAUGUUAAACAGCUCUGGAUGAUGAAACGCUGGAAAGCAAUAGCAUGUACUUAAAAUAGCUAAUAUCUGCCAAAGAUCAUAUUAAAGUAUGGAGCGUUGUUUUAACACA